CAUUUGAUUUGAAGGGCCUCGGGGAAGUGUGUGUGCGCGCGCGCGCGAGCGAGCGUGUGUGUGCGUGCGCGCUCCUCCGCCACAACGAACACAUCAUCCGCUCCAGACAUUGAGGAGAGGAAGAGGAGGACUUGUCGGAUGCUGCGCGUUGACUUUCUCAACAAGUUCUUGUGGGCUUCUCGUGUGCGCGCAGGAGACGAUGGCUGACUGGCUGACUUUGAACUUUGGAGACCUGAACGGCUUCAGCUAAUAGACACCUCCGGAACUACUAUCACAUAUAUUUUAAGAUUCUUUCACCCCUUUUGCUUGUUUCAACUUUGAGUGAAGGCAAGCCUAUGCUUCCUUUUUGUCGUUUUUCCUUUUUGUUUAUUUUUUUAAUGUUUUUUUUUUCGCCAUAGCUCGGGAAGACACGUGCACGCGCACGCAAAUAUAUAAGAUAAAUUCCAUUCUGUGCAGGCGUAAUUUUUUUUUAUUAGUCUGAGAGGGGAGGAGGUGAAGAGAGAGGAGAGGAGGAGGGUGGCUUCUAUCACGCUUUUCUUUCCCUGAGAAAAUUGCCUGUGCGAGAAAGAGGAGUUGAGCUAAUUGUAGCCUAAUCCCUGGCCCAGAGGCGCUCGGGCAGCCCGGAGCCACGUUCUGCUUCUUCUUCAUCCCUUUCUCCUCCUUUUCUCCUACUUCUGGAUUCUUCUUUUGCUACUCCAAAUAAAAGGACAGGAAGACUCAUUUAAAGAAGAAGGACUAAGACGAAGGGGUAGGAAGGACGGCGGCUCAUCUCAUCGAUGUUCAAGGAGGGGCGAAGCAUGUCACGGCUGUCUCUGACCCGGUCCCCGGUCUCCCCGCUUGCCGCCCAGGGCAUCCCUUUGCCGGCGCAGCUCACCAAAGCCAACGCUCCCGUGCACAUCGACGUGGGCGGCCACAUGUACACCAGCAGCCUGGCCACGCUCACCAAGUACCCCGACUCAAGAAUUAGUCGCCUGUUCAACGGUACCGAGCCCAUCGUGCUGGACAGCUUGAAACAGCACUACUUCAUAGAUCGCGACGGUGAGAUAUUCCGCUACAUCCUCAGCUUCCUCAGGACCUGCAAGUUGCUGCUUCCUGAAGACUUUAAGGACUUCCAGCUGCUGUACGAGGAGGCGCGCUACUACCAGCUGACGCCCAUGAUCAAGGAGCUGGAGCGCUGGAAGCAGGAGCGAGAGCAGCGGCGCAUGGCACAGCCCUGCGACUGCCUCGUGGUGCGCGUCACGCCCGACUUGGGCGAGCGGAUCGCCCUGAGCGGCGAGAAGGUCCUCAUCGAAGAGAUCUUCCCGGAGACGGGAGACGUCAUGUGCAACUCGGUCAACGCCGGUUGGAACCAGGACCCCACCCACGUCAUCCGUUUCCCCCUCAACGGCUACUGCAGGCUCAACUCUGUCCAGGUCCUGGAGCGUCUCUUCCAGAAAGGCUUCAGUGUGGCGGCGUCCUGCGGCGGCGGCGUGGACUCGUCGCAAUUCAGCGAGUACGUGUUGUGCCGUGAGGAUCGGCGGAGUCUCUCCAUCAACACGCCCAUCAGGAUAAAACAGGAACCUCUGGACUAGAGACCCGGGAAGGGACCGGCCGGCCAAAUCCACCGGGAGUCCACGUCCGCGCACCCACGCCCAAAUAGCGGAGGCACGUCCCAGCUUCUGAGGGGAAUGUACAUGCAAAAAAAAAAAAAAAAAAAAAGGACAUGGAAAAAUCAAAAAAGGUUUGUAAUUCUGCCCAAAGACCAAGCAAACAAGUCAGCAGCUUACUUGAACUUUUAGGACCACCACAACUGAUCAUCGUGGAGCUUUCCUACUCAGAAGAAGACACCGUCCCAUCAAAUGAAAAAAAAAAAUUAUAAUUUAAAGAAUUACUGGGAUUAUUUUUUAAUCCUUUUUCCAAUAUGAAGGAUGUACAGUAUUGUGUUUGUUAUUUGGGGCUUGUUGGAAGGGUGGGGGGGAGCUUUUUUGUUUUUUGGGGGUUAAAGAAGCGACUGGCAAUCCAUUCGGGAUGGGGUCGCUUUUUCAUUGUAUUUUUAUUCCCCACAAACUCAGUGGGUUUAUGUUCUCCUUCAACAUAUCGCAAGCGGACUUUGAGUCACAGUUUGAAUGAAGGUUUUUUUGUUUUGUUUUUUUCGGGACGACGGCAAGAGUUUACGAGUACAUCUCACCAAGGCAGGAGUUGUACUCUAAAUGUUGGGUCACAUUUGAUUUUAAUUUGCACUUAAUUGUCUCCCACCUCAUGGUUUUGCUGUGUACACAUGGACACACGCAUUUGAACACUUUUUUCAAUACUAAUACUAUAUUUAUUCCAUCCAUCCAUCCAUUUUCUGAGCCGCUUACCCUCUUGAGGGUCACGGGAAUGCUGGAGCCUAUCCCAGCCUUCCACGAACAGGAGGCAGGGUACACCUUGAACUGGUUGCCAGCCAAUCGCAGGGCACAUAGAAAAAAACAACUAUUCGCACUCAUAAUUCUCUCGCAAAAAAACAAACAAACAAACAAACAAAAAAAAGUACAUCGCUGUCCAAUUAGGAGAUAGCAAUUCCUACAUUUAUAGAUAGCUACUGUGUGUGUGCGUGUGUGUGUGUGUGUGUGUGUGUGUGUGUGUGUGUGUGUGUGUGUGCAUAAAAUGGGCAACAAUAGCAAACUGAAGGAAAGGGACAUAAUUUGUGUAGUUAAAAAAUCACUAAAAGAAUCCAUACAAUUUAUUUAAAAUAUCAUUUGAUUUGGGGGCACGGUGGGUCAGCUGGUAAAGGAUUGGCCUCACAGUACUUUCAAGAAAUAAAAUCUGGAAAAAAAGAUUUGUUCUUUGGCGAAAUGGUGGAGCAACUGGUUACAGCGUUACCCCCACAGUUCUGAGGACCGGGGUUCAAAUCCUGGGACGCCUGUGUGGAGUUUGAAUGUUUUCCCCGUGCAUGCGUGUGUUUUCUUCGGGCACUCCGGUGUCCUCCCACAUCCUAGAAACAUGCAACAUUAAUUGGACACUCUAAAUUGCCUCUAGGUGUGAUUGUGAGUGCGGCUGUUUGUGUCGAUGUGCCCUGUGAUUGGCUGGCAACCACUUCAGGGUGUACCCCGCCUCCUACACUCGUGAGUAUAAGCGGCAAAGAAAAUGGAUGGAUGGGUGGAUGUCAUUUGAGUUCAUAUUCAAUUGGAUUUUGAAAAAGCAUAAAAAAAAUUGUUCAUGUGGACAACACUGUAGGUACCAAAGCUGAAAGGGUGCAUAUUUUAUCGAUUGUACAAAGUUUUUUUUUGUUGUUUUUUUUAACAACAGUAUGUAUAAAAAUAACUAAAAUAAAGGGGCAGUGCUGGUUCCAAAGAUCUCUGACUAACUUAAGCGAAGAAGUCACAGAGCCAGCAACUGACCUGAGGUGCGCCAUUUUGGGCAGAGAGAAUUUCGUGUGCGUCAUGUUCCACAUGCUUUUUGAUGCAAAAGAUUGGAUGUUUGAGGGUGCUUUUGUUGUUGUUUUUUUUUUUUUUGUAAAGUGUCUUUUUUUAACACCCUCGAUUGGAAGAAAGCCGGCCGUGGCAUGGGCCUCCCACACUCCCCAACAAAGCAGUACUGGCUCUUCUCCGUGGGAGUCGCUCUUAAAGUCCAAGCACACUUGUCACAAGGAUUUUGUGAUCCUGCGCCAGUGGAAAUGAAGACCCCCCCCAAAAAAAAAAUAAAAAAAAUUAAAAGAUUUCCCUGGAAAGGAUGUUUUCCAGGGUUCAAUUUGAACCUACUGAAGACGCAGUUCUCCUCUGCACGGGGUCUUAUUUAUUUGGUUUGGCAGCAAUAAACGCAACCCUCGGACCACUUGGAACCACAUGAUCUCACGGGCCAGUGUUCUGCACACGCAAUUUUACCGUUAAAAAAAAAAGUGAAAAGCAUCACGUUGUGUACAUAUGGACUGAGGUGUUUCAAAGGGUAUUAUAAUAACAAUAAUAAUGUACAUUAUUUAAAGUGUUGAACAACAAUUAGACUGUGGUGUUAAAGGGCAUGUGUUCAUUUUGCAGUGUCUUCUUCAUUUGACU
This is a messenger RNA of Syngnathoides biaculeatus (alligator pipefish), 4010 nucleotides long. RefSeq names its product BTB/POZ domain-containing protein kctd15. The record is from RefSeq and is a predicted model, not a curated record. Gene Ontology annotation, biological process: protein homooligomerization. The coding region runs from base 777 to 1571 and encodes 264 amino acids. The transcript has 5 exons. Lineage: Eukaryota; Metazoa; Chordata; Actinopteri; Syngnathiformes; Syngnathidae. Gene Ontology annotation, molecular function: protein binding.